GUGAGUAGGAGCCAUGUGACUCUGGUGAGUUGGAGUGUGCAGUUGCCUCCUGCUUCAGAGCUACCUGAUCCGAAUACUAAGCAGAGCGAGUGCCGGGCUGAGUGGAGACACCGAAGACACUGCAGAGCAAGGUGCUUUCUCCAGAGGUGUCACAGAACAUGGAGAUUAAAGACCAGGGGGCCCAAAUGGAGCCGCUGCUGCCAACGAGAAAUGAUGAAGAAGCAGUUGUGGAUAGAGGUGGAACACGUUCUAUUCUCAAAACGCAUUUUGAGAAAGAAGAUUUAGAAGGUCAUCGAACAUUAUUUAUUGGAGUUCAUGUGCCCCUGGGUGGAAGAAAGAGCCAUCGUCGUCACAGGCAUCGUGGUCAUAAGCACAGAAAAAGGGACAGAGAGAGAGAUUCUGGACUAGAGGAUGGAAGAGAGUCACCUUCUUUUGAUACCCCAUCACAGCGGGUGCAGUUUAUUCUUGGAACUGAGGAUGAUGACGAGGAGCACAUUCCUCAUGACCUUUUCACAGAACUGGAUGAAAUUUGCUGGCGUGAAGGGGAAGAUGCAGAGUGGCGAGAAACAGCUAGGUGGUUGAAGUUUGAAGAAGACGUGGAAGAUGGAGGAGAAAGAUGGAGUAAGCCCUAUGUGGCUACACUUUCAUUACAUAGCUUGUUUGAGUUGAGAAGCUGUGUUCUGAAUGGAACUGUGCUACUGGACAUGCAUGCCAAUACUUUAGAAGAAAUUGCAAAUAUGGUCCUUGACCAGCAGGUCAGCUCAGGGCAGCUGAAUGAAGAUGUACGCCACAGGGUUCACGAAGCAUUAAUGAAGCAGCAUCAUCACCAGAAUCAGAAAAAACUCACUAACAGGAUUCCCAUUGUCCGAUCUUUUGCUGAUAUUGGCAAGAAACAGUCAGAACCAAAUUCCAUGGAUAAAAAUGCAGGUCAGGUUGUUUCUCCUCAAUCUGCUCCAGCCUGUGCUGAGAAUAAAAAUGAUGUUAGCAGGGAAAACAGCACUGUUGACUUUAGCAAGGGACUGGGAGGCCAACAAAAGGGGCAUAAUAGUCCAUGUGGGAUGAAACAAAGGCAUGAAAAAGGACCUCCACACCAGCAAGAGAGAGAGGUGGAUCUGCAUUUUAUGAAAAAGAUUCCGCCGGGUGCUGAGGCUUCAAAUAUUUUGGUAGGAGAAUUGGAGUUCCUGGACAGAACUGUAGUUGCCUUUGUCAGGCUGUCUCCAGCUGUCUUGCUCCAAGGACUGGCUGAAGUUCCAAUCCCAAGCAGAUUUCUGUUCAUUCUUCUGGGACCCCUGGGAAAGGGUCAACAGUACCAUGAGAUUGGCAGAUCGAUUGCAACCUUAAUGACUGAUGAGGUGUUUCAUGAUGUUGCUUACAAAGCUAAAGACCGUAAUGACUUGGUGUCAGGAAUUGAUGAGUUUCUGGAUCAGGUUACUGUUCUCCCUCCUGGAGAAUGGGACCCAAGCAUCCGAAUAGAACCUCCCAAAAAUGUCCCUUCCCAGGAAAAGAGGAAGAUUCCUGCUGUACCAAAUGGAACAGCAGCUCAUGGCGAAGCUGAACAACACGGGGGACAUAGUGGACCUGAACUCCAGCGAACUGGAAGGAUCUUUGGGGGACUUAUAUUAGAUAUCAAAAGAAAAGCUCCAUUCUUCUGGAGUGACUUCAGAGAUGCUUUCAGCCUGCAAUGCUUAGCCUCUUUCCUGUUUCUCUACUGUGCGUGUAUGUCUCCUGUCAUCACAUUCGGAGGACUGUUGGGAGAAGCCACUGAAGGUCGAAUAAGUGCAAUCGAAUCACUCUUUGGAGCAUCUAUGACUGGGAUAGCUUACUCUCUUUUUGGUGGACAACCCCUUACCAUAUUAGGCAGUACAGGACCUGUUCUGGUCUUUGAAAAGAUUUUGUUUAAAUUUUGCAAAGAAUAUGGGCUGUCCUACUUGUCUUUAAGAGCCAGCAUCGGGCUUUGGACUGCAACCUUAUGCAUCAUACUUGUGGCCACCGAUGCGAGUUCCCUUGUCUGCUAUAUCACCCGGUUUACUGAAGAAGCCUUUGCAUCUCUCAUCUGCAUCAUUUUUAUCUAUGAAGCCCUGGAGAAGUUGUUUGAGCUCAGCGAAGCCUAUCCAAUCAAUAUGCACAACGAUUUGGAACUGCUGACGCAGUACUCAUGUAACUGUAUGGAGCCACAUAGUCCCAACAAUGAUACACUGAAGGAAUGGAGGGAGUCCAAUAUUUCUGCCUCUGACAUAAUUUGGGGGAACCUAACUGUGUCAGAGUGCAGAUCGCUGCACGGGGAGUAUGUCGGGCGAGCCUGUGGCCAUGGCCACCCCUACGUGCCCGAUGUUCUCUUUUGGUCAGUGAUCCUGUUCUUCUCCACCGUUACUAUGUCAGCCACCCUGAAGCAGUUCAAGACCAGCCGUUAUUUCCCAACCAAGGUUCGAUCCAUAGUGAGUGAUUUUGCAGUCUUUCUUACAAUUCUGUGUAUGGUUUUAACUGACUAUGCCAUGGGGAUCCCAUCACCGAAACUGCAAGUACCGAGUGUUUUCAAGCCUACCAGAGACGACCGUGGAUGGUUUGUUACGCCUUUAGGACCAAACCCGUGGUGGACAAUUAUAGCUGCCAUUAUCCCAGCUUUGCUUUGUACUAUCCUAAUUUUCAUGGACCAACAGAUUACAGCUGUCAUAAUCAACAGAAAAGAGCAUAAGCUAAAGAAAGGCUGUGGCUAUCACCUGGAUCUGCUAAUGGUGGCUGUCAUGCUCGGGGUGUGCUCCAUUAUGGGGCUGCCGUGGUUUGUGGCCGCCACAGUCCUCUCUAUCACUCAUGUCAACAGUCUGAAGCUGGAAUCAGAGUGCUCCGCUCCAGGAGAACAGCCCAAGUUUCUCGGCAUUAGAGAGCAGAGGGUGACUGGGCUCAUGAUUUUUAUUCUUAUGGGUUCAUCAGUUUUUAUGACCAGUAUUCUGAAGUUUAUCCCCAUGCCAGUGUUAUAUGGAGUGUUUCUUUAUAUGGGUGCUUCAUCUCUAAAGGGAAUUCAGUUAUUUGAUAGAAUAAAACUCUUCUGGAUGCCGGCCAAACAUCAACCAGAUUUUAUCUAUCUAAGGCAUGUGCCUCUCCGGAAAGUCCAUCUCUUCACAGUCAUUCAGAUGAGUUGUCUUGGCCUUUUGUGGAUAAUCAAAGUUUCGAGAGCUGCUAUCGUCUUUCCUAUGAUGGUGUUGGCCCUGGUAUUUGUGAGAAAAUUGAUGGACUUCUUGUUUACCAAACGGGAACUCAGCUGGCUCGAUGACCUGAUGCCAGAAAGUAAGAAGAAGAAACUUGAGGAUGCUGAAAAAGAAGAAGAACAAAGUAUGCUAGCCAUGGAAGAUGAGGGCACAGUACAACUCCCACUAGAGGGACACUACAGAGAUGACCCAUCUGUGAUCAAUAUUUCUGAUGAAAUGUCGAAAACUGCCAUGUGGGGGAAUCUUCUGAUUACUGCAGAAAACUCAAAAGAAAAGGAGUCACGCUUUCCUUCUAAAAGCACUGAAAGCCGAAAAGAGAAGAAAGCUGACUCAGGGAAAGGUGUUGACAGGGAGACUUGUCUAUGACUUGAUCUUCAAUUUAUUUUUUACAUACAUAUGAGAAGAGUGUCACAAUUAUUAAUAAAACUGCUUUGAUCAUAUAUUGUAAAUCCUCUCCCAUCCCAAAUCUACCUUCAUUCUGUAAGUAGUACAACCGCUGUUUCACUUCUGUGUUUAAUCUCUGAGCAGUGUGACACCCUUGUGAGCAGGUCCAAUAGCUAGGGCAAGACUCUCCCGUGUUACUGCUGUAAGACAUUUGCCAACACAGGAUUCUUGUUGGCAGCGUUCUGAGAGCAAAGCAUUCUUUAAAAAAUAAGUCAUAUUUGCCUAGUUUGUGUUUUCCUACCUUAGUAACCUGAAGAUGCCUGAUAAUUUUAUUCAGAAGAAUUUUGAAAGGUAGUCUUACUUUUUAUUUUUUAUAGCAUAGAAUUAGUGUCUUGUCUAGAAAGGCCCAAGUCAAAGAGUUACUCUGAAAGCAUUUUUAAUAAUUGUAUUUAUGUAUUUCCUUGACUCAAUAUCAUACAUUUAAUACUUAAUAUCUAACUAAUACUUCAAGUCAUUUCAGAAAGAGACCUGUUUAUACCUUCUUAAAAGACAUACUGCAAAGAGUCAAGUAGUGUUUGCUUAGAAUUCAAGUUGUAACCACACAGUCAAGUACUAGACUUAUAUGAAAUGCUUCAGAGAUAUUUGAAGAGUUGUGUGGGGUUUUUCAUUUCAAAUUUUUACCAGAGAUGUGCUAUUGAACUUCUCUCCCAUUGACAACAGUUACUUCUCAAAUAUACCUGUGACAUACAUACUUACGGAAUGCCACAUGGUGAAUCAUUGUAUGUGAAAUGCCAUCCCUGUACAGCUGUUCCGCUGAUAAUGGUCACGUGCUGUUUCAUUUGGGUCCCUAUAUCAGGUUGUCAUGUUAGACCAACAGGUCUCCAAAUGUAACUGUUCUUUUGCAAAGCUCCUUUCCACAUUUUAACUAAGUGCAUGUUGUGGAAACACAGUCUUUGAACUAAAAUUUCAGAUUUUGUUAGAGAAGGUUAUGUAAAUAUUUCAGUCCAUACGCAACAGCCCAACUUUAUUCAGCUUAUUGAAAUGGGAAGGAAGUUGUGGAUUUCUGAGUACUACUGAGCAUAAAUUUCAUUUGACUUCAGAUAAAUGUGAGAUAAUAAAAAUAAAAUCUCAUAGGGCUCUUAAUUCCUAACAAUUAACAAUGAUUGACAACCUUAUAACCUUUCAUUGUCCAAAUUUAGAAAAAUUCAGAGCCUUGUGGCUUUUAUAAACUAUGUUUACUUUAUGUAAAUGCAUAUAAUUGGAAAAUCCUCUUUGUUAUUAAGCUAAUGAGGAUGAAAACAACAAAGCCUACAUUAACACUUAAUAUUUUGAUAUCUUGUGAACAAAAAAAAAAUUCCUUACAAUCCUUUAAGGAGUCAUUUUUUUAAUGAGACAUGAGCCAAAAUUAUGAGAAAAAUUUUCAGUUAGUAAAGUUUGUAUUUAUAAAUGGUGAAGAAAAAUGCAAAACUGUUCCAAAUGUGCUACCUUCGUGUAUGUUGUAAUACUGACACUCCAUCUAAAACAUCCUCACUGUCUAUGACUUGGCAGGUCAAGCCCCAAAGAAGUCUCCCAGUGUCUCCAUAGAGUAAUACCUGUUCUGUUAAAAAAUGACCAGUGAAUUACACUUCACAUGAUCACUGGUGUAACAAUCAUCCUAUGAAAUUCUGUAUUUCUGAGUAUUUUUAUAGUAAUUUUGUUCUUGUGUGAAUUUUAAUGCUAUCUCUAUCUUAAUAUUUUGAAAUCAUAUAAAAUAUAUGAAAAUGUAGUAUAUAUUUACUCCUAAUUUCAGAUUCCUGGU
Psammomys obesus (fat sand rat) is the source of this 5385-nucleotide messenger RNA. RefSeq names its product solute carrier family 4 member 10 (gene Slc4a10). Lineage: Eukaryota; Metazoa; Chordata; Mammalia; Rodentia; Muridae. Gene Ontology annotation, biological process: transmembrane transport; monoatomic anion transport; bicarbonate transport. Gene Ontology annotation, cellular component: plasma membrane; basolateral plasma membrane. The record is from RefSeq and is a predicted model, not a curated record. The coding region runs from base 159 to 3569 and encodes 1136 amino acids. Gene Ontology annotation, molecular function: solute:inorganic anion antiporter activity; sodium:bicarbonate symporter activity; monoatomic anion transmembrane transporter activity. The transcript has 26 exons.